AUGGAAAAAUAGUGUUCUUUCAUUAGAAGUGUAAAAUGUUUUUUUAUUUACAAUUAUUACAAUUAAAAGGUUAAACCGAAAUUUAACAUGGCUCGUAGCAAUUAGCAAGAUUCCGCCACGCCUGGAAUCGUUUUAGUGUGCGACAUAGUUGCAGAGGAAUCAACAAGAAACAUAGUUGCAACAAAAAACAUGAAUCCGUACGACGAACGGAGGCUAAGAGACGAAGUGAUCUAUCUUCAUUAUCUUUGGGACCAAGGCCCUCAUCAUCAUCAACAACCAAACCCUAUUCAUCUUCCAAUUCGAUCACUUCACAACACCAUUCCUUCAUCAUCCUCACAACCUCAUUGUCAUCCACAUCAUCCCUGGCAACUUCGUCAUCAUCAUCGAGAACAUCCAUUUGCACCCUCCCACACCAGAUCCCUCCCUCCCGUCACUUCCACCGCUUUUAAGAAAAUAAAUAAUAAAAAGAAGAGGAAAAAUAAAUCAACAAAACCCGACCUGCCUCAAAACCAGGGUCUACCUUGGCCGUGUCCCGGUUCACCUGACUCGCCGCCCCAAACAGGUUGGCCCGUACUAAAGCCCAGUUCCAUUCCUCCUCCUUCAUCUCAAGAGAAGGAGAGGUUCGCGGCGUUACAUGUGCAAAACAAGGCCAUCAAAACUUUCAGGGAGUUUCUAAUUGGUUCCGACGAAGACAAUGACUGUUUUGAUGAAGAAGACGACGACAUCGAUGAAGAUGGUGAUGAUAGGUUGGAAGAGUUUGAGGAGUUUUUCAUUGGAGUUUUUAUGGAAGACAAUGAACUUAGAGGGUAUUACCAAAGAUGUUUUGAGAAUGGUGAGUUUUUGUGUUUGGUUUGUAGUGCUUUUGAGAAGAAGAAAUCUGGGAAAAAGUAUAAGGAUUGUAUUGGUCUUGUUCAGCAUUCAAAGUUAAUUUUGAGGACAGUCAAUAAAAAGGCUCACAGGGCUUUUGGGCAGGCAGUGUGUAAGAUUCUUGGUUGGGAUAUUCAUCGCCUUCCAUCUAUUGUCAUGAACGGGGAACCUCUUGGGAAGAUCAACCCAGCCCAGCCACCGGGUGAGCAUAAGGAAAGUGUUGCAGCUGAUGAUGAUGGAACGAAUGGUUCCUGCAAAACCGAAGAUAUAGCUGUGUCUUUAGAGCACGUUGAGGAUGCAGUUGAGGAGCAUGCAAAAGGGGUUGAUCAAAGUAUUGGUGAGUGUUCUUCAAAGGAAGGUGAUAGUGAUGAAAAAGUGGUGCGUAUUGGUUUGGAAAAUGGAGGAGGGGAAGCUAGAUAUGUGGGUGAAUCUACGAAGAAAGUUGACGAAGAUGGUAUCCACAUAUCCGAUUAUGAAGCUGUGGCUUUGGGGCAUGAUGAUGAAACAGUUGAGGAGCAGGCAUGAGGAGUUGAUCAGAGUAUUAGUGAUAUUAUCUUUUUAUAAUAUCAGUUUUACCCUUUUGGAAAAAGGGGAAAACAAAAGAAGAAACUGUGGCGAUAUCCAUGAACUCAUCACUACUAACGAGACUUUGUGUAAGUAUUGUGAUUCUAAUAGCAUAGAAAGAAGCAAUGUAAAGGGCAAGUAAUCCAAUCCUACUACUACUAUUCAUAAUAUGUCAAGUUGAUAGUUGCAACUUAAUGGAAGGAUUAACACCUGAUUCCGAAGUUUGUAACCUCUGAUAAUGCCUUCAUUUUGUUGCUUCAAUGAGAGAAUGUUUUUCUCACUGAGAGAUUGCUUCUCUCAUCAA
Messenger RNA from Cicer arietinum (chickpea), 1735 nucleotides. RefSeq lists its product as uncharacterized. The record is from RefSeq and is a predicted model, not a curated record. NCBI's taxonomy places the organism in Eukaryota, Viridiplantae, Streptophyta, Magnoliopsida, Fabales, Fabaceae.